Messenger RNA from Lachancea mirantina, 1056 nucleotides. The record is from the annotation of a GenBank genome assembly. NCBI's taxonomy places the organism in Eukaryota, Fungi, Ascomycota, Saccharomycetes, Saccharomycetales, Saccharomycetaceae.
AUGUCUAAGGAGGAAAAGAGAGCUAAAUUUUUAAGCGUUUUCCCGACCCUUGUCGAAGAGUUAAAGUCGGUUUUAACUGGUUAUGGUAUGGCUAAAGAUGCUGUGCAAUGGUACGAGAAAUCGCUGGAUUAUAACACCCCAGGUGGCAAACUGAACCGUGGUCUAUCUGUUGUGGACACGUAUGCGGUGUUGAAAGGAGCUGAAUCUCCUCUAAGCCUUCCAGAGAAGGAGUACUUCAAGUUGGCUCUUUUAGGAUGGUGUAUCGAGCUUUUGCAAGCGUACUUUUUGGUCGCUGACGAUAUGAUGGACAAGUCGAUCACCAGAAGAGGACAACCUUGUUGGUAUAGGGUGGAUGGUGUCGGUGAGAUUGCCAUCAAUGACGCGUUCAUGCUGGAGGGUGCGAUCUACGUGUUAUUGAAAAAACAUUUCAGAGACGAUUCUUAUUACGUUGACCUUUUGGAACUGUUCCACGACGUUACGUUCCAAACGGAAUUGGGUCAAUUGCUUGACCUGAUCACGGCUCCCGAAGACAACGUCGACCUGAGCAAGUUCACUCUCGACAAGCACUCUUUUAUCGUUCGUUUCAAGACCGCUUACUAUUCUUUCUACUUACCAGUUGCGCUCGCCAUGUAUGCGGCGGGCGUCAGUGAUGCAGAGGACUUGAAACAGGCACAUGACGUUUUGAUCCCGCUCGGUGAGUAUUUCCAGAUCCAAGACGACUAUUUGGACUGCUUCGGGAAGCCCGAGGAUAUUGGCAAAAUCGGUACCGAUAUCCAAGACAACAAAUGCUCGUGGGUUAUCAAUACUGCUCUCAAAAUUUGUUCCCCAGAGCAACGUAAGACGCUGGAUGAGCACUACGGUAGAAAGAACGCCGAAAGCGAACAAUACUGUAAACAAAUUUUCCAUGACUUAAAGAUUGACCAAAUUUACCACGAGUACGAAGAAAAAAUCGCUACCGAAUUGAAAGCGAAGAUUGGCAAAAUCGACGAAUCUCGCGGUUUCAAGAGCCAGGUUUUAACCGAUUUUCUGGGAAAGAUCUACAAGAGACAAAAAUAA